Molecule: messenger RNA, 249 nt
Organism: Cooperia oncophora
Lineage: Eukaryota; Metazoa; Nematoda; Chromadorea; Rhabditida; Trichostrongylidae
Source: the annotation of a GenBank genome assembly
UUGAAAUUUGAAAACGCACCAUUCCCUUCUAUCACAUUGUGCAAUUUAAAUCCGUACAAAAAAAGUGCUAUAAAUCUCAACCCAGAGACAAAGGCAAUGAUAGACGCUUAUUCUAAGCGAAUAUCAGCCGGGGACAAGUCGGAAGGUAUUGCCGCCGCUUUAGCAUCUCACUUUCACUCAAGAGGUACGCCAUGCUCCUACCCUACUUUUGCUUUUUUUCUCUUUGAACUUCCGAUACUUCAUUUGUGA